Mucor mucedo is the source of this 1213-nucleotide messenger RNA. RefSeq lists its product as uncharacterized. The record is from RefSeq and is a predicted model, not a curated record. The coding region runs from base 128 to 787 and encodes 219 amino acids. Gene Ontology annotation, molecular function: protein binding. NCBI's taxonomy places the organism in Eukaryota, Fungi, Mucoromycota, Mucoromycetes, Mucorales, Mucoraceae. The transcript is spliced from 3 exons.
ACUCCUAUUUUUUUUUUUUUUUUCUCAAGAUGUUUAUCUCUCCUUUUUAAUUAUGAGACAUAAAAAGAAAGACGAAAAUAAACGAGCCUUUUCUGUUUCUUCUUCCUUUGACCUAUUACUAUCUUAAAUGCUAAAGCGAUUUCAAUCAUUGUUUGUAAAAGAUCAAGAAUGCUACAAACAUAGUCCAUCCAUUCAAAUUUAUCAAAAGGCGCAAUCGUAUUCUCAAGAAUCUAUUAUUCAACAACAACAACAGUUGGAUCAACAUGUUCAAGCUGGUAUUGAACACCACGAAUUGGGUCAAUUAGAAAAAGCAACGCAUUAUUUUCGAUUGGCCGCAAAAGAAGAUUGUCCCAUCGGCAUGUUCUUGUACGGUAUCUCACUACGCCAUGGUUGGGGCUGUAAAGUAAACACGGCACUGGCCUUUCAAUACCUUCAGACGGCUGCUGAACAUGCGGUGCAUGAUUUAUUAAACGGUGAUGAAUAUACCUUGGCUUCUAAGGGUGAAUUGAUCAUGGCUAUUUAUGAACUAGGAGUAUCGUUUCAACAAGGUUGGGGUGUCACAAAGAAUAAAGAAACUGCCUUUUACUAUUUCGAGAUUGCUGCUAAUUUAGGUGAUCUUGAUGCCAUGAACGAUCUGGCCUUUUGUUAUAUACAUGGCCAUGGUGUCAAAAAGAAUAUUUUCAAAGCUGCACAAUAUUAUAGAAUGGCUUCCAAACAAGGGCAAGUGCAAAUCGGUAAUUCUUGGAUAUGGAAAGAUAAAUAUAAUAUUGUGGAUGGUUGGAAAUAAUCUUUUUUUUUUUUUUUUUGUUUCCUUCAAACACUUUUUCUUUCUUUCUUUUUUGCCCCAAUAAUGUCUACAUUUAUUAAAUCCAUUCACGAUGAGACUUUGCUUCAAGUACACAUUUCUUGUCCCUUGACAAAAUCAAACGUACCUGCCAUCAUUAUUGCACACCCUUAUGGACCAUUAGGUACAUGUUGAAUACAGCGUUGCUUAUUUUUAACAUUUUUUUUUUAACAAUAAACAAAAAGGCGGGAAUAUGAAUAAUAAUGUUGUCAUUGCGAUGCAACGUCAUUUUGUAUCAAAAGGUUAUAUCACAGCCUGCCUCAAUUUCCGUGGGUGUGGAAAAUCGCAAGGAAGGACGAGCUGGACGGGCCAGGGAGAACGAGCGGAUUAUAUGAGCGUGAUGAAUUAUUUAUUAGAUAAAUAUCCCAA